CAUCUAAUCUCUCCUGUCAGGUCCCUGUAGAUUUCUGCGUGCAUGAAGAGACCCAAAGUGAAAACGUCUCUACUGAGCAUGUGGACUUUCUUUUGGCCCGUCAGCAGUGGAAGAAGAUGGAAGAAGAGGUCAAAGGUCAGCCUAUCCCAAAACCGGGACUGAGAGCUCAGGGGAGCUUCCAGGGCACCCACUCGUCACUGUAUCCCCCCACUCGCAGUCCCCGGCUCAAACACAGGGAAAUUCAAAUCCCCAUGCCCAGGGAACCUCCUCUGUCCUCCACCCUGUCCCCUAGCUCAGAGGACUCAGGUCUGGAUGAUUCGUCAUACCGCAGCACCCUGGAGGAGCCUGAGACUGCAGUGGAGAGAGAGAUCCGAUUGACUCUAGAGAGAGAGGAACGACACCGCAGGGAGAGGGGAAUGAUUGCACAUGGCCUUGCAAUACCCAGGCCAUCCAGCUUGCAGACAGGACGAUCUCCACCCAGACCUCCGGCCUGCCGCACCCCAACACUCUCAAUCUCCCCGACUCCAUCCUGUUCCUCGUCCCUUCCCCGAUCUGCCUACCAUGAAAUGACAGCUAACAACGUCAUCAUCCUGGAGCCCGAUUCCUCUAGCCCCGCCUCCAGGAAUCGUCUGCUCUCUUCUGCAAUCGGCGGCCUUUCCGAUUGGCCAGCAAAUUCAGAUGCAGUGCCUUCCGCUAAUGUCAUUGUUGUAGAGACCUCCAAUCUGAUCAUUCGCAGUGCGUCUGAGUUCUGCCUAAGCUCCACCCCACUGUCCGUGGAACCGCAGGAGAGCACCUUCACUUCAAAUCCUUUUUUCAAGCUGCGCUCACUCAGCAGCCAGUCACUGGUGGAGCAAGAGAUCAGGAUGGUGAGGCAGAGGGAGGAGGAGUGGAAAAGGCAGAGGGAGGAGAUGUGGAGGAGGAAAAGAGAGGAGGAGUGGAAGAGAGGGAGAGAGCGGUACGAUACUGUGUUGGUGUCUCCGGGUCUGAGUGAUAAUGUCACAUACAAUGUGUCAGUGGUUCCAGACAGAAGUGUCUCCUCCCCGUCAUCCCCCUCCAGGACCCGCAAAAUAGAGCGAUCCAGUUUGUCUUGUGACCACAAGUUCCCUCCUUCCCUCUCUUCAGUGCCUCGACAACAAAAUGCCAUGGCACAACGAUGGGAGGCCUCCCUACUAGCCAAUCAGAAGAAGAAGUAAGCAACGGUACUGCUCAGCUGUCAGACAUUUUAAAAGCCAAAAUGACGUCCCCUGCCUAUUUCUUCCUUAGUUUCGCCAGAAAUCUCAGUCAGUCCUGUGUAUCAGCAGCCAGUGUGUUUUACAACAUUUGUCAGAGCUAUGGGUUAUUGCUCAAAUGUGGGUUUUUCACCUGGACACCACAGAAGAAGAGGACUGUUUCUCGGUUUCAAUGAUUUCAGUAAUUUACCUGAGCUGGUUUUCCACAAUGUCUCAGUGGCUUUAAAAUUCAGACUAUCUAAAAGAGUCCGACACAUUGGAUCUGCCUGUAACGUCACUUUUUCUUUUAUAUAAUAAUUCCUGUGGACACAUUCCCUAAAGGUGUAGGACUACCGUAAGUAUAUAUCAGUCUUAAUCUGCAGUAAUGAUAAUCCCACUGGUUUUAACAUGUGAUAUUUAAUGUGAAUUUUCACAUUUUAACAUUUGUGAUUUUAUCCUCGAUAUAUAAUAUUUACAGCACUUUGAUAACUAGAUAUGGCUGAGCUAAGGCACUAAUAGAACUAUUUAUUGACAUCUAUUUUAUGUGAAUGACUGACUCUAAUGCAGUGAUUUUCAAUUUUACUUCUUGGCAGUCACGUGCUCGACUUUAAUGACUUUAUAUGUGAAAAUAUUGUAGCUAUGCAUUGCAGAGAUGCAGACAUGAUGUUGCAUGUUGUUUUCUUCACAAUAACAGUUCACGUAUUUUAAAGGUGCCACACCAAACUUUGAAAAUCACUGCCUUAAUGAAGUGUUACAACGAGCCAUUGAUCCAAACAGUUUGGAUGUCCCAGGUUUCCUAAAGUGCUACGGUGGCUUUUGCUUCUUUUAUGAAGGUCAGUUGUUGGCACAGGUUCUGAUCAGUGUGUUAAAUAUACACUCUACCUUCCUUUAGUCCCUCAUCAGCACACAUUUGCCAUUUUUGAGGAAAGCUGUUAGUGUUUUAAACAGUUUAGGUAGCUUCUGUUAAGUGGCUGCAUGAUCUUGAUGAGAGCAGCUCAUAAAGGGAAACUUGCCCUUGCAUGAUGGAUCCUCCCUCUUUAGUUUUUAACUUUAACAUUAAUAGUUUGCCUUUGGCAUCCAAACUGUACUGUUUUCAUCCUCUCAGUAGUUGGCCUACAGCCUUUUUACUUUUUACUUUAGGAACCAAAAGAAAAUCUGUAAUUUCUGCUGUGCAACCUGUGUUGUUGUGUGUGCCACAGGCUUUUUUCUAUCAUGAGCCUAGUUAUCCCCCAAGAGACCAAGGUAUAAGGAAGGAUUCUACUCUUAUCUAGACUGUAGAUAAGUUUGAUUAGUUUAGGUUAACUUCACACCAUCAUACAAAAAAUGGACAUCAUAGAGCCUGUGUAUCAUCCUGAAAUAAAACAAAUAAGGAACAAAGAUGUAUCUCAGGAAAAGAAUUAGUGUUUAAUGGAACUGAAGAGAAGUGGAAAAGUUAAAAGAGGAGAGCAGUCAUCUGAAUAUGUUGCUAGAUAGCUUGUAGCUAAUGCCUCACCAACAACUUCCAUCUAUAAAAUGGAUGAAAGAUCUCAAGCUGAAACCAACGUUUGCAUGGCUGUGUCCCCGUGCUGUUUGAGCUUUAUAAUCAUCCCCAGACAAACACGCUUCUCUUGGAGUGAUACAACCUGGCCAAACUGUCUGUGCAUGGCUCCACAGCUAUGGAGGCGAGGGCUCAUCACAGCUCUGACCACAAGGUCUACUCGAUAUUUUUACAGAUUUUUAUCUCCUGUCUUGAUUCUUACAAAGAGAGAUUUAUCGUAUUGUAUUUUUGCUGCAUAUAUUUAUGAACUGAGCAGUGCUUAUAAAUUCUUAAAACUUUUAUUUGUAAAAGGUUUAUAACAUAUUGUGACGUAAGAUUAUUGAAAACGUGAAGUCUUUCCAUGUUUUUUAGAAGCUGAUUUUUCCAUGUGGUGUGUGCGUUUUUGCACGAGUGCAUACCAAUCCAUCCUCCUGACACAUGAGACUUACACAUGAGUGGCUCUGGCUUCUGCAGUAUGACUUCAGAGUACAUCCACUGGUUUGAUUAAAGGUGCGUUCAAGUCAGCUCAGAAUGCAGGAUUUUUCUGUCACAUCACCAGACAGGAAUGCAGCAGAUUGCUGGGCAUCACUUUAUUUGAACUGUGCUGCACUGCACAAACUAUACUACAGUACCUCAAACUACCUAGCUAACUACAUUAGACCUGUGAGUCACUGUGUAGUUUAUAGUAGUUUGGCUUACCUUUUCUUUACCUUCUGCCCUACCUUCCUAAUAUUUAAAUGCUACAUUUGCAAUUUUGUAUGAUAAUCUUAAAGUAAUACUACUUUUCAAGUGCUGAAGGAGUUGUUAGAUACUAUAACAAGCUUUGUUUCCACACUAGGUGUUAUAAUUUGAACUUGAAAUUGAAGCCGAAGCUUUAGUUACCUUAAAGAGAAAGGUUUCUAAUAGAAGGCUGCAAAAAAAAAAUUUCCCACUGAGUAUUUUUCACCAGCCACUCUGAUCAGUAUGCUGGUGGUCAUUUUUUAAAUAAGACAGAGGUCCAUUUUUAGCUGCUUGAUUGACAUGCUUCGUCUUAUGUGAUUAACACACUGGCCAGUUACUAAUACACAUAAGGAACUAUGUUGUUCAGAUUUUUCACUCAGUAAAUAUUUUCCUUUAAAUCCACGCAGCAAUAUUAGUGCUCAAUGUUAACAGCGCAUUUGGCUCUUUUGGCCAAUCUAAUGAUGAUGUAUCUCCUCCAAUCAGCUUCCAGCUGCUAACCCCCUAUUCCACUGCACUGCUGUUUAAAUCUCUGUGUUAUGAAUUCUGAGAUGUGUGAAUGCACUCUGUGAGAACAGGAUGAAGGGUCAGCACGUUGUGUUGCUGUGAUACUGUAUUAUAACCUGGAUUACACUGUACUGUACACUCAGUGAUCAAGGAUUUGAGUCCACAUCCACACCUGGCUGCAGUUUUACUUUAAGUUUUGUUGUUUUUGCAUUUAAUUUUGUUUAGUUUUGGAAAGAAAUUGAAUUUAGAUUUCAGAUGCACUUCUCAGCUGGUGCAAAGGGGACCGGGUCCCAUCUUCAUGUGGACUCACAGAUGUUUUCCUCAUACGUGUUAUUCAUGUGUAUUAGUUUGUUUGCAUUCACAUUCACUCAUUUAUUAUUGCCAAAUAAAGGUGUGAUGAUCUUAAAUAAAGCGUAACUCCUGAGUGGU
Messenger RNA from Oreochromis niloticus (Nile tilapia), 4377 nucleotides. Its product is annotated as A-kinase anchor protein 2. The record is from RefSeq and is a predicted model, not a curated record. Lineage: Eukaryota; Metazoa; Chordata; Actinopteri; Cichliformes; Cichlidae. Bases 117 to 1193 code for a protein of 358 amino acids. The transcript has 5 exons.